AUGGGCCAGCGCGAGUUCGAGCACAAGCUGGCGGCGGCUGAGCGCAGUGGCGCUCGCGACAAGUGCGUAGAGCUGCUUCACUACGUCCGCAAGGAGAAGCUACGCGAGUCGCAGGCCGUUGCGACCAUUGGAAAGCUGCUAGUGACGAAGCACAGCUGGGGCGUCGGCGACGAGUUGUGGAGCAUUUAUGAACAGACAUUCAUCGCGGCCCUGGAUCUACACGACGACGAGCUGGCAGAGACUUGCCUGAAGGCUCUGCAGACCAAGUUCCCGGGCAGCUCCCGAGUGGCACGACUGGAGGGCAUGCAGCUGGAACAGAGUGGGGAGUUUGCUAAGGCCCUGGCGCUGUAUGCCGAGCUGUUGGAAGCCAACCCGGCCAAUGCCCUGGUGCUCAAGCGUAAGAUCGCGGUGCUCAAGGCUCAGAAGAAGGCAGCGGACGUGAUCAUAGCGCUCAACGAGUUUUUGCGGAGCUUUGGCACGGACCAGGCGGCGUGGACGGAGCUGGGUGAGACGUACCUGUCCAUGGGCGCGUAUCGCUACGCAGCCUUCUGCUACGAGGAGUUGGUGCUGCUGAACCCCAUGGACGCCAUCUCGCACAGCCGUCUGGGUGACGUUUACUCGACGAUCGGCGGUCUGGAAAACCUACUGAAGGCGCGUAAGCACUAUGCGCACUCAAUUGAGCUCAACAAGAAGCAGAACUUGCGCGCAUCUUUCUCGCUCGUGACGUGUACCAAGGCCAUCGCGACCCAACGUGGCUACCGCGCCGACCAGGACGACGACGGGAUCAACGAGCGACUGCAGAAGUUUGCGCUUGACUACAUUCAGGACUUUUACUCGGCGUAUUCAUCGCCUGAGCUCGCUGAGAUCGCGAGCACGGCGGUCACGGCGCUCUAG
This is a messenger RNA of Phytophthora infestans T30-4, 894 nucleotides long. RefSeq lists its product as uncharacterized. NCBI's taxonomy places the organism in Eukaryota, Oomycota, Peronosporomycetes, Peronosporales, Peronosporaceae. Bases 1 to 894 code for a protein of 297 amino acids. The record is from RefSeq and is a predicted model, not a curated record. The transcript has 5 exons. Gene Ontology annotation, cellular component: EMC complex. Gene Ontology annotation, biological process: protein folding in endoplasmic reticulum. Gene Ontology annotation, molecular function: protein binding.